Molecule: messenger RNA, 1398 nt
Organism: Penicillium malachiteum
Lineage: Eukaryota; Fungi; Ascomycota; Eurotiomycetes; Eurotiales; Aspergillaceae
Product: amine oxidase, flavin-containing superfamily
Exons: 1
Coding region: 1-1398 (465 amino acids)
Source: RefSeq, a predicted model, not a curated record
AUGGCCAGCAUGUUCUGGAAAGCUCGUACGGCCUUACUUGCCUGUUGGCUUAUCUCUAGCCUUUCAUUUGGCCUGUGUGAAGACUCGAAUGACACCAUCUUCCGUGAUAUUGCCAUCAUUGGUGGUGGCGCCUCAGGAACCUACUCCGCGAUCAAACUCCGUGACCAGGGCAAAUCAGUCAUCUUGAUUGAGAAAGAAGAUGUUCUCGGCGGCCAUACCAAUACCUACCGAGAUCCGCACACCAACACAUCUGUGGAUUAUGGCGUUCUCGUUUUCCAUGACCAGAAAGUAGUCAAAGACUAUUUCAAAAGGCUGAAUGUAUCUUGGGUGAUUACACGCCCUGAAUUCGGUGCAUCUACUCCCAAUUACCUGGACCCGAAGACUGCGAAAUCCAUCAAAUUCACAAGCUCUGAUCCAACCUCGGCUUUGGUCGCAUAUGCAACUGAACUAUCGAAAUAUCCAAAGCUUGAAGAAGGUUUCUUCCUCCCAGAUCCUGUCCCGGAGGAUUUACUCUUGCCACUUGGGAAAUUCAUCGAGAAAUACCCAGAUAUAGGCAAUGCCACAUACCUGGCAUUCAAUUAUGGCCAAGGCUUGGGAGAUUAUCUCAAGCAACCAGCGCUCUACGUGUUCAAGAACUUCGGACUAGAUAUCAUACGGGAUAUUGCCAGUGGCUUUCUGAUACCAGCCAGCGGAAACAACUACGAGAUCUACGCCCGUGCAACCAAGAUUCUCGGCUCUGACGUCCUCUUGAAAAGCGUUGUUGUCGACACCCCACGACGAGAUGAGAAUGGAGUUCAAUUGAUCAUCCGAACGCCAAAUGGAAAUCGCAAAGUGAACGCAAACAAGCUCUUGAUCACCAUCCCUCCCAAGCUGGAAAAUUUAGACAAAUUUGCCCUGGAUCGUCACGAAACUGAACUCUUCGGCAAGUUCAUGAAUACGGGUUACUACACUUGUCUAGUGAACAACACCGGACUUCCGCAAAACUUCACAUCAUACUCCGUGAGCCCUGAUACUCAGCUCAAUAUUCCCAAUCUACCCGGCGUCUACAAUAUCGUCCCAACGGCUAUCGAGGGCGUCUUCGAUGUCAAGUACGGUAGUCCGAGUACCUUACCUGAUAGCUAUGUUAAAAGCGAGAUUGCCUCGUACAUCAAACAGUUGCAGGCUGGUGGACUCGCUGAACGAGUCCCAGGCAAGCCGAAUUUCGUGGCUUUCAAAAGCCAUGCACCGUUUGAGUUGACCGUGUCUACGGAUCAUAUCGUCAACGGGUUCUACAAAGAGUUGUAUAACUUGCAGGGCUAUCGCAAUACUUGGUAUACUGGAGCUGCGUUUCAUACUCAGGAUUCGGCGAUGCUUUGGAAUUUCACUCGCUCUUAUGUGCUUCCGAGGUUAUUGGACUGA